Messenger RNA from Ostreococcus lucimarinus CCE9901, 1077 nucleotides. RefSeq lists its product with no specific name. Lineage: Eukaryota; Viridiplantae; Chlorophyta; Mamiellophyceae; Mamiellales; Bathycoccaceae. Gene Ontology annotation, molecular function: ATP binding; crossover junction DNA endonuclease activity; ATP-dependent DNA damage sensor activity. The transcript has a single exon. The record is from RefSeq and is a predicted model, not a curated record. Gene Ontology annotation, cellular component: Rad51C-XRCC3 complex; replication fork; Rad51B-Rad51C-Rad51D-XRCC2 complex. Gene Ontology annotation, biological process: reciprocal meiotic recombination; DNA repair; meiotic DNA recombinase assembly. Bases 1 to 1077 code for a protein of 358 amino acids.
AUGGACCACGCCCCCGGCGACUGGUUCCAGGACUCCUACGCCCUCACCUCGCUCGCCCUCGCGCCGUCCACGCGCUCGAAGCUCCAGCGCGCGGGCGUGCACAGCGCGCGCGACGUCCUGCGCAUCUCUGGAAACUCUCCGUCGACGCUCGCGCGCGAGUGCGCGCUGACGCUGGACGAGGCGAACGACGCGCUGAAAGCCGCGCGAUUCAACGGCGAGGGCAUCGCGCUGAGAGGGGCGCGGUCGGCGGCGGAAUUGCUGCGAGAGGAGCGCGCGCGGUGGUCGGUGUUUACGUUUUGCGAGGCGCUGGACGACGCGCUGGGAGGCGGCGCGGCGAGCGGCGAGAUCACGGAGCUGUGCGGAUGCCCGGGAAUCGGGAAAACGCAGAUGGCGAUGCAGCUGAGCGUGAGCGCGCAGACGCCGCGGGCGUUCGGGGGAUUGGGAGGCGAGGCGGUGUACGUGGACACGGAGGGGAGCUUCACGGCGGAGCGAGCGAUGGACAUGGCGGAGGCGCUGGCGGAACACCUAGGGCGGUGCGCGAAGAGGUGCGAGGACGAGGACGCGAGGCGAGAGAUGGAGGCGGCGCUUGAGACGUGCGCGCCGGAGGCGAUGCUGCGAGGGAUUCACUUGUUUCGAUGUCACGAGGUGACGGAGCUGUUGGCGGCGCUGGAGACGCUCGGGGAGUUCAUCGCCGAGCGACCCAAAGUGCGGUUGGUGGUGAUCGAUAGCGUGGCGUUUCACUUUAGGCAGGAUUUUCAAGACAUGGCGCUGCGGACGACGAUUUUGAGUAAGAUGACGAAUAGGUUGAUGUCCAUCGCGACGACGCAGCAGGUGGCGGUGGUGACGGUGAAUCAGGUGACGGUGAAGCCGCAGCGCGACGGCUCGGCGCGGCUGGUGCCCGCGCUCGGGGAGUCGUACGCGCACGCGUGUACGACGAGGGUGAUUUUAAGCUGGGAAAACGAUGAACGCGUGGCGUUCGUCACGAAGUCUCCGCGUUUACCGCAGGCGCGCGCGCGGUACGCCGUCACCGCGGGCGGCAUUCGCGACGUGCGAGGCUCCAAACGCGCCGCUCCGUGA